Myripristis murdjan (pinecone soldierfish) is the source of this 5315-nucleotide messenger RNA. It is a transcript of the gene rfx1b, whose product is annotated as regulatory factor X, 1b (influences HLA class II expression). Bases 159 to 2720 code for a protein of 853 amino acids. Gene Ontology annotation, biological process: regulation of transcription by RNA polymerase II. NCBI's taxonomy places the organism in Eukaryota, Metazoa, Chordata, Actinopteri, Holocentriformes, Holocentridae. The record is from RefSeq and is a predicted model, not a curated record. The transcript is spliced from 18 exons. Gene Ontology annotation, cellular component: nucleus. Gene Ontology annotation, molecular function: DNA-binding transcription factor activity, RNA polymerase II-specific; RNA polymerase II cis-regulatory region sequence-specific DNA binding.
UUGCCCCGGUGAAGACAAGGCGCCAUAGUCACGGUAGUCCUGGCGACAAGAACCAAGCAACGAGAAUCAACAACAACAACCCUAAAUCGCCAAGGAAAAACUUUAACGACCAAACAAAGGACAUUGCUGGGGAAUAGUGUCUCAAAGCGUUAGUUGCCAUGGCAACUUCUGGAUACUCAGAGGACCUUCACCCUCAGCAGGCCAACACAGUAACCAUAGCAACACCUGCUGCCACCACACCCUCAUCCUCUAAGCCUGCACACUUCCUGCCUGAGAUCCCACCAACCUCUGGAACCAUUGCCUCAGCCAACCAAUCAGCCACUGCCUCAAAAACAGGACAGGAUGCACUUCGCCCCCAAGCCCCACCUACUCAGGCCCAGAGCCAGAAAGCGGUGGUUCUGACCACUCCUGCUCAGUAUGUAACCACUGAAAUUCAGCACUCUGCAAUCCAGAAGAGUAAUGGCCAAAGCAGUUCACCUCAAUACAUCAUAGUAACUGUUACAGAGGGUUCAGUCCACUCCAAUGACAGUCUGUCAGACUCCAGCCCUCCUGCCCCUGGAGUUCCUACUCAGGUGGUCCAACCGGUGCAGACCACUCCACAGCAGAGGACAGUAUUGCAGGCAGUGUCACAGGCAGCCAAGCGGAUUCAGACAGCUCACAUCAACAACCUACAGCCUGUACACAUUGCCCAGGAGGUGGAGCAUGUGGAGCAUGUGUACUCUGGCCAGGUGCAGUAUGUGGAUGGAACAGGAGACUCCACCUUCACUACGUCCACCAUCCGAUCAAGCAGUUACCCUUACUCUGACUCACCGCUCUACUCCCAGACCCCACCCACUUCUUCCUCCACCUACUAUGAAGCCACGUCCACUUCUGAGUCAGAGAUCACUGGCUCUGUGACCUCGCAGCCUGUCUCUGUAUCCGUGGCAACAGCAGGAGCCAAUAGUGGGGGAGCCGGAGGCGGUGGGGGCUAUGUCAUUCAGGGAGGUUAUGUGCUGGGGGGAGGGGGCGGUGGAGGAGGAGGAGGCGGAGGAGGGGGAGGACAGAGUUACUCCAGCCCAAACUCUCGUGCACCACCUGCUACGGUGCAGUGGUUGUGUGAGAACUACGAGGGAGCGGAGGGGGUGAGUUUACCUCGCUGCACUCUCUACUGCCACUACCUGCUGCACUGCCAGGAGCACAAACUAGAACCUGUCAAUGCUGCCUCCUUCGGCAAGCUCAUCAGGUCUGUCUUCAUGGGGCUGCGUACGCGGAGACUGGGGACAAGAGGGAAUUCGAAAUACCACUACUAUGGUCUGAGGAUCAAAUCCGGUUCCCCUCUGCUAAGACUGAUGGAUGAGCAGCAGCACCUGGCGAUGAGGCAGCAGCCUUUCUCACAGAAACACAGGAUAAAGCCAGUGCACAAGGCAGAGGGGAUCAUCAAUGGGACCUCAGGAGGGUCGAGUCAGCAGCAGGCAGCGGCACUCUGUGACAUCUCAGCCCAGGUGCAACAGUAUCAGCAGUUCCUGGAGGCAUCAAGGCCUCUGCCGGAUUUCCAGGAAGUGGACCUGCAGGAUCGAACCCUGCCUGAGGGGAUACUCCUAGAACACCUCAAGGCCUUCCAGACUCUGUACAGAGAACACUGUGAGGCCAUUCUGGAUGUGAUGGUCAACCUGCAGUUCACUCUUGUGGAGACACUGUGGAAAUCCUUCUGGAGGUUCAGCCAGGGCACUGAUACUGAAUCACUCAACCUGCACAACGAAUCAGAAAAGCGCCUGCCAAAGUCAUGCCUGGUGAUGUUGUGUAAGUUUGAGCCGGUGCUGCGCUGGACCAGAGAAUGUGACAACGUCCUCUACCAGACUCUAGUGGAGAUGCUCAUCCCUGAUGUACUGAGACCCAUCCCUAGUGCCUUAACUCAGGCCAUCCGUAACUUUGCCAAGAGUUUGGAGACUUGGUUGACCGGUGCCAUGAUGAACAUCCCAGAGGAGAUGGUCCGCAUAAAGGUGGUGUGUGUGUGUUCCUUCUCCCAGACACUGCGCCGCUACACCAGCCUGAACCACCUGGCCCAGGCAGCCCGCGCCGUUCUGCAGAACUCAGCCCAGAUCAACCAAAUGCUCUCUGACCUCAACCGGGUUGACUUCACCAAUGUUCAGGAACAGGCGUCCUGGGUGUGUCGCUGUGAGGACCGUGUGGUCCAGCGGCUGGAACAGGACUUCAAGCUGACCCUGCAGCAGCAGAACUCCCUGGAGCAGUGGGCUGCCUGGCUGGACGGAGUUGUCUCCCAGGUCUUAAAGCCCUAUGAGCAGAACCCCGCUGCUCUUCCCAAGGCUGCCAAGCUCUUCCUGCUCAACUGGUCCUUCUACAGCUCGAUGGUAAUCAGGGACCUGACUCUGCGCAGCGCUGCUAGCUUUGGCUCCUUCCACUUGAUCCGCCUGCUGUAUGACGAGUAUAUGUACUACCUAAUAGAACACAGGGUGGCCCAGGCUAAAGGAGAGACACCCAUUGCUGUCAUGGGAGAGUUUGCCAGCACUGUCAAGAACCGAAGCACUCUGGAUCUGGAGAAAGAUGAGGAAGAGGAGGAGGAGGAAGAGGAGAGUGAGGAGGAGAGUGGAGAGCUUGUGCUGCAGUCAAGCUCUCUGACCGUUGCCGAGGACGACGACGAACUGACGGAACCUCCCAGCAAGCAGCCCAGGCCAAGCUUAAACCUGCACACUUUGACCGAGACACACAGCACACCACCUUAGAGACACAUGCAUAUCGUACUGGCCAACACUCCCAAUAUUCCCAGGAGACUCCCGAUUUUCAUGCCCCUCUCCUGGUGUUCUACUGGGGUCUCAUUUCUCCCUGUUUUCUCCCAAAUUUUAAUCAGUUUUCAAGAUCUACCCAUUCACUAUAUUUGUUAGAAAUAGUUACAAAACAAGUCUCAGCCCUAUACUAUAUUGGUGUUUUUUUUAAUAUCGUAUACAUUUUGUUUCUUGCAGUGGCAUAUUUGAUUUGGGCAAAACAGCGUCAUGUUUAAGAUCUUGUCAAGCUCGAGAUAGCAAUGUGAGAUCCAGACCGCUUUGUACGUGAGUGGAAAAAAAAAACAAAAAAUCUUUGUAUAGCAGCCGCUCCUGCACGUGUAGUGUGGUAAUAUCGUGUUUUCAAUCAGUUUUUGACUUGUGUGAGAUAAAUUCCUCCUUUCCUCAUUAUUCUAUAAUGUAGGGCCUAAAUUGUGAAAUGAUAUGUAAUUAUCUGAUCAUGUAUUUCCCAAAUACAAAAACUUGCCUCAAGAAAGUUCAAAUUAAGGUGCAAAUGCAGUUUUCGUACUGUAUGUCUUAUAUUGAUACAAAAUCAACACGAUUUCAAGAGAUUGCUGAAUUUUAAACUGACUUUUUUUUUCUUUUUAAAUCUCCUUGUCUGCUGGACUCUAAUGGUUGGCAAGUAUGAUACGUAUUGACCUACAUACACACACACACACACACACACACGCACACACACAUUGCUUUUGCAUUGAUAAGUUCAACAUUGUGUCACCCGAUUUUCAGCCCACUCUGUCACUCUGUAUGCUUGUACCAGAUGUUUUGAUUUGUGUAUGUUUGUGUUUGUGUUUGACGUUUGGGUGUGCAUGUUCAAGCAUGUGAGAGAGACAGAGGGGAAAUGGGCAAAAUCAUACAGCAUAUCAUGUAUUACCUUAAUUUUUGUGAUGCCAUUUUUUUCCCUCUACGCCUUCAUCCAGCACCUGGUCCUUUACAAAUGUUUCCUGUGCCUUCCCUGUCUGUUCAGUGGUUGGAUGUCAGUAGUCAUUCCUUCUUUAUAAACCCAGUGAAGAGGAAGAGAGGGAAUCACGAGAGCCAACCUAUAAAUAUACUCUGACCUGGCCUACGUCUUAACCACUGACCUGAGACUCCUAUAUACUCUGAACUCUGAAAAAUACUAUGCAGGUGAACUGGACUUUUUAUGAAAUGGCACCGCCUGAUAUAUAGCUAAUUUUUAUCUCCGAGCAGUAUCUGCAGCGAUACUGCACCAUGGCUUGUGUUUCCAUGUGGAUUUUGAUCGACACAGGUAUCUGAUGCCAUACUUUUGUAAUGUCAGUUCUUUUUAAUUUGGCCAACUAACGUAUAUAACCUGUGCCUUCAAUGAGAGAUUUCUAGCCUGAAAAACUUGUAUUCUAAGCUGUAUCGGUGAAUGAAUAAAUCAAAGUCCUGACAAGUAGUCUUUGGUGGUGUUAUGGAAUUUACUAGCCAUAGUCAAAUUUUAGGUGGUGACAGUCCAGCGUUGUCAUGACGAGUCCACCCUGUUUGCCAUCGCUCAUCCAUCCAUCGUCCAUCCACUCACUCCUUCACAUUCACUCACACAAACGGAGACAGGAGACACACUGGACAGACAGAACACUUAAAAAGGAUUGUUGAAGUGACACCCCGCCACCACACAGACCUUCACAGAUACAGUGCUACUCAAUGAUUGGGCCACAGCACAAGGCCACAGCCUAUCCCAGCCAAUCAGCAGCACCUACAACACUGUAUCCAUGGCAACCUUAGUACCAGCCAGAUGUACCAGCUAAAGUGCUGUCAUAUCUUGAUGUUUUUGUAGUGUAAAAGUAGUAGAUGUUUAUUUUCUGGGUAUCUAAAUAAUAGCAACUAUAUGUUGAACAUAUUGUAGAUACAUAUAUUAUGUACCUUUUGUGAACAUUGUCUAUUACAUCCAAACUAUUUGUAUGUUGUUUAACCAUUAUUGCCUUAAGAAGUGACAUACUGUAUGUUGUGGUAAAGCCACUAUUCAGUGAAAGUAUGGAGCUAUAUUUUUAUUUUACAAUGGACCAAGCAUGUGAAAAUACUGAUUUUGAAGAUGGACGUUCAUACGGGCCUCAAACUCUCCCCAAAGACCAACACUUAACCAACAUUUUCUUCUCAGUUAGUAAGAGCAGAUGAUGUUAAGAUGCCUUGGACUUUGGGGCAGAUAUGGAAAAAAAAGUGAUAUAAAAAUGGAAGGCCAUUGUGUGCUGCCUUUAGUCUGCUGGCAACAUUGGUGGGUUCCUCAGGAGUAUAAUCUGACCACCUCAGACGCCACCAAAUCAUACUCUCAAAUAACAUUAAGAAUGAAAUUGUUAGAUUUGCACCCAUGUUUGGCGAGAGCAGAGGUCUGUCUGGCAAAAUUAUUGAAAAACAAUUGAUUACUCAUUUCAAAAUCAGUGUGAAGGUUUUGAUUUUUUUGUUUCUUUAAUCUGUGCUGCUGAACCUUUUAUAAAUGAGGUCUCCUUGAUGUUGUUUUUCAAGAUCUUUGUACUUUGAAAUCUUUGUGACCUAAGUUUGUAGCUUUAUUCUGACCAUUGACUAAAAACAGUGUGAUUGCUCUCUAAA